AGUUUGCUUAACUUAACCCCUGCUACUUCUUCUUAAGCUCCCCUCUUGCAAACCAGUUUUUGUCUCUAAUCUCGUCGCCUCGCCGUCUCCCCACGCCCCCAAAACCCUAGACGCAACCCGGCUCCGCCGUCGUCCGCCGCGGGCCGCGGCCAUGGAUCUCCUCCGCGCGAACCUCCACAAGGUCCGCAUCCCGGAGCCCACCAACCGCAUCCACAAGGACGAGUGCUGCGUCUCCUUCGACACCCCGAGGUCGGAGGGCGGGCUGUACGUGGACAUGAACUCGUUCCUGGGGUUCGGGAGGGAGCACGUCGCGUGGAACUUCGAGAAGUCGGAGAACCCCGUGUACCUCCACAUCGUGCAGCGCCGGAAGCCGGAGCCGGACGAGACAGAUCGCCCGCUGAAGAAGCCAACCCUGCUCGCCAUCGGCGUGGAGGGAGGUUUUGGUGAACAAGAACCUGAAUACGAUGUGACUUAUGAAAUCGUUAUUUUGCCUGAAUUCGAAUCUCUCCCGUUUCCAUCUGUUGACUUGCCAGAGAAGGUUAGGCUUGCCGUUGAUAAAGUUAUACUUGCGGAGAGUGCUGAUAGAAAGCAACAACUGGCUUCUUGGGUGGCUGACAAGAAGAUAAUCAGUGCACAUGCUAUGGAUCUGCAACAACUAGACAAUGGUGUUAUUGUGCCCCCUACCGGGUGGAAGUGUAGCAAGUGUGACAAAACUGAGAAUCUCUGGUUAAAUUUAACUGAUGGUAUGAUCCUCUGUGGGAGGUGGGUCUGGGACGGAACUGGUGGGAAUAAUCAUGCUGUUGAACACUACCAGCAGACUAAAUAUCCUUUAGCGGUGAAACUUGGAACAAUUACUGCUGAUUUGGAAGGAGCAGACGUUUACUCAUACCCGGAAGACGAUAGCGUUGAAGAUCCAAUAUUAGCUCAGCACUUGUCACAUUUUGGUAUUGAUUUUUCUUCACUCCAAAAGACUGAGAUGACUACUGCUGAAAGAGAACUUGACCACAACACUAAUUUUGAUUGGAAUAGAAUACAAGAAAGUGGCAAAGAUGCCGAACCUUUAUAUGGGCCGGGCUAUACUGGCCUUGUAAACCUUGGAAAUAGUUGCUACAUGGCUUCAGUGAUGCAAGUUAUGUUUUCAACUCAUCCCUUUAUAUCACGGUACUUUGAGAAGCAGAGCUUGAAAGCUGCGUUUGCAAUUUCUCAAGCUGAUCCAACGUUGGACUUAAACAUGCAAAUGACAAAGUUGGCCCAUGGUAUGCUCUCUGGUAAAUAUUCUGCACCCAGUCCAGAGGGACAGGAAGGAAUACGUCCCCGUAUGUUUAAGUCAGUAAUUGCAGCAAGUCAUCCUGAAUUUUCCAGUAUGAGGCAACAGGAUGCGCUUGAAUUCUACCAUCAUCUUAUUGACAAAGUUGAUCAGGCAAACCCUGGAAACCAUGAGUUAAAUCCUUGUACUGGCUUCAAGUUCAUCAUUGAGGAGCGGGUUCAGUGUCCCUCUGGGAAAGUUUCUUACAAUCAACAUUGUGACAACUUUCUUACUUUGAGCAUACCAUUGCAUGAAGCGACUAACAAAGAGCAGCUAGAAGUGUUCCAUGAGAAGAAAGCAGCAAUGGACUUGGAUGGAAAGGAAUUGUCUAAGGAGGAAAUCGUGAGGCCAAGAGUCCCACUGGAGGCAUGCUUAGCAAGUUUUUCAGGCGGAGAGGAAGUGCCUGAGUUUUACAGCACUGCAUUAAAUUCAAAGACGACAGCAAUUAAGACUACUGGCCUUAAAACUUUUCCUGAUUACCUGGUGCUUCAGAUGCGUAAGUUUGUGAUGGGAGCAGGAUGGGUGCCAAAGAAACUUGAUGUUUAUAUUGAUGUGCCGGAUAUAAUCGAUAUCUCGCACAUGCGCAGCCAUGGUGUACAGCCUGGGGAAGAGCUACUGCCCGAAGGAGCUUCUUGUGGCAACAAAGCGGAAUCUGCUCGUCCUGUUGCCGACGAGGAUAUUGUAUCCCAGCUUGCAAACAUGGGGUUCAAUUACUUUGCCUGUCAGAAAGCUGCUAUUAAUACAUCAAAUGCAGGACUUGAGGAGGCAAUGAAUUGGCUCCUCUUACACACGGAGGAUCCAGAUAUUAAUGACCCGAUAUCUCAAGAUCCAAUGCCUGCAGAAGACACUAUUGAUGAAGCAAGUCUUCAAACUCUUGUUUCCUUUGGCUUUCCAGAAGAUGUUUCCCGAAUGGCCUUGAAAGCUUCUGGUGGAAAUAUUGAGAGAGCCACGGAGUGGGUUUUCAGCCACCCUGAAGCAUCUAACUCUGUAUCUGCUGAUUCUUCAACAAGCACUGUAAAAGAUGACAACUCGCACAUAUCAGAUGGAAGUGGCAGAUACAAGCUGACGGCAUUUGUGAGCCACAUGGGAACCUCUACACACUGUGGGCACUAUGUCGCCCAUAUCCUCAAAGAUGGGAGGUGGACAAUCUUCAACGACAAUAAGGUGGCUGCAUCUGUUGACCUGCCCAAGGACAUGGGAUACCUCUAUUUCUUUCAGAGGAUAAGCAGUUAAAGCAGAAGGUUUGAAGUCAUAGUUCAUGCACACAUAUCAUCCGGGAGCAUGGCGGAUGGUCGAAGGACUCUUGGUGCAAAUCUGACUUGAAGCGACCAUUUCGCCGCAUCCUGACGUGCUGGUUUCUAGGCUGAUCAUGCGGGAUACUGCUUUGUUGGUUCAGACGUUAUGCAUUGGCAACUUCAGUUACGUUUAUGCUUAGUACCAUGUGACUGUUCAUGCAAAGUGAAUGGUUAUGUUUCGAGUCGUACAAUCUGUCAGCGCCCCGUUGGUUUCCUUUAGUUGGAAUUUUAUUCGAGCAUUGUUGUUUGCUUC
This is a messenger RNA of Hordeum vulgare subsp. vulgare (domesticated barley), 2854 nucleotides long. RefSeq names its product ubiquitin carboxyl-terminal hydrolase 14. Gene Ontology annotation, molecular function: protein binding; zinc ion binding; cysteine-type deubiquitinase activity. The transcript is spliced from 19 exons. The record is from RefSeq and is a predicted model, not a curated record. Gene Ontology annotation, biological process: protein deubiquitination. NCBI's taxonomy places the organism in Eukaryota, Viridiplantae, Streptophyta, Magnoliopsida, Poales, Poaceae. The coding region runs from base 152 to 2539 and encodes 795 amino acids.